GCAGAGCUCUAGCUGCUCUCCGCAUACUUCUUCUCCUUAGACUAUCAACCUACUAUCCUUUCCUGCUUCACCGGUCGGGUUUUGAAUUUUUACAGUACUGAAUUUCUCUUCCUUUCCCUCAAUACUCGCACGAUACCCGAUAGAACAACCUAUAGAGAAGCACCGCCGCAAUGCGAUUGACCGUCGAACUUAUCCAAAAUUCGCUUUCGUACAUCAACCCGCUAAAGGAUCGCGAACUAGAUCUCCGAGGGCACAGGAUACCCGCGAUUGAGAACUUGGGUAUUGCAAAGGACCAAGAUGCAAUCGACUUCACAGAUAACGACAUCUCUUCCCUUGGAAACUUCCCUUACUUUCCUCGCCUACACACCCUUCUCCUCGCCCGCAAUCGAGUCAAGCACAUCCAGCCUACGCUAGCAACCUCCGUGCCGAACCUGUCCACCCUCAUGUUGACAGCGAAUAAUAUGUCAGAGCUUGCGGACUUGGACCCUCUACGCCACUUAACAAAGUUAACGCAUUUGGUGCUGAUGGAGAACCCUGUUACCAGGAAAGAGCACUACCGUUACUGGGUUAUCUGGAGGAUCCCUAGUGUCCGCUUCUUGGACUACCAGAAGGUGAAAGAUGCCGAGCGCGAAAAAGCCCAGGAACUCUUCGGUACCGCUGAAGAACCAUCUACACUCGCUUCCAAGAUCAUCGGCAUCAAGUCCCGCACAUUCGACGUCCCAUCGGGAGUAGCAGACCGCGCACCCGCAGACAAGGCCGUCCGCGUUAAGUUGACCGAGACUGAGAGGAAACGUGUCGAGAAAUUGAUCCGCGAGGCAAGGAGCUUACAAGAGAUCGCCCGACUAGAGAAGGAAUUGAACGAAGGUCGGAUACCUGGAGGUGCGCUCGAUGCGGCCGAGGACCCCGAUCAAAUGCAGACGUAAUAUAUAUCACAACAGUUCCAUUCUUUUCUUAUUCUUAUGGUGCAAAGCUUUGUCAUGGGUCUUCCUUUUGCAUAAAAGAUGCGACGUCUUCAAGUGUCCAGGCUUAAUUUUCCCUUCAUCUUCGGUACAAUUCAGAAAAGCUUUCGUUUGGCUGUGGUCGGUCGGUGUUUGUGGAUGUUUAUAGUUAGUGGAAUUGAAGGAUCUUCCGUUACUUUACUCUCUUCAAAUCUCCUUUCCCCUCCAUGUUCGCUCUAGUCUUUUCUUCACGGUGCCUGUCAGGGCUUGGUCGGUUCUGUGGGGUGUGAUCUGCCACCUGAUUGUUGCAACAUAUGCGCUUGAUUAUCGCAAACUUUCCCUUUUGAUCAGGAUAUGGGCUAUCAGAAGUCCAUAUAGGCUAUGAUGAAGCAAUACCCUAGCAUCCUUUGCCCUGAGACCAGAAGUAAGAUGCUCAGAUUUAUGAUAUCA
This is a messenger RNA of Aspergillus alliaceus, 1388 nucleotides long. RefSeq names its product U2 snRNP complex subunit LEA1 (gene lea1). The record is from RefSeq and is a predicted model, not a curated record. The transcript is spliced from 4 exons. Gene Ontology annotation, biological process: mRNA splicing, via spliceosome. The coding region runs from base 171 to 923 and encodes 250 amino acids. Lineage: Eukaryota; Fungi; Ascomycota; Eurotiomycetes; Eurotiales; Aspergillaceae. Gene Ontology annotation, molecular function: protein binding; U2 snRNA binding. Gene Ontology annotation, cellular component: U2 snRNP.